AUGCUCCGAUAUAAGUCUAGAACUACUCUUAAUUUCACAGGACGUCGACUUCUGCAGACACAAACCCCUCCACCAACAUCUCAGGAAUAUCUUCAACUCGCAGGAGCAUACAAGAGUCUCAAACCGCGGCCAACACCACUAUCAACGCUUCUAUCAUUUGGAUCACCUCUAACGCCAUCGUCUAUUGUUCUUUCCGCCUCGUAUGUACUUGAAGAGCUGCCAAGACGUCUCGUUCAGAGAGUGCGCUCGAUGGAGGCAUUACCUUAUAUUGUUGGGAUGAACCCAUUCAUUGCGAGGACGCUAGAGUCGUACCGUCAGACGUUCCAAGACCUCGCGACUGCGCCACCAGUGGUCGACGCAGCUUCCAACAUCGAGUUCACACGAAGAUUAGAGAAUUUAGUGAGAAGCCAUGCGAAUGACAUUCCGGUCCUCGCUCGCGGGUUUCAGGAAUGUGCAAAGUAUAUGCGACCAGAGGUCAUUUCCUCGUUUCUCGAUGGAGCGAUACGGAGUCGCAUAGCAAUACGCUUUAUCGCUGAGCAGCAUAUUGCUCUUACACGAGCACUUAAACUGCAUCCUGGUACUCAAACGGUACCUUCGCUGGAACCUACGCAUUCUCGUGGCGUCGUGGACUCGGAAUGUUCGCCGUUUGAAAUGGUCAACCUUUGCACGACGUUCGUACAUGAAUUAUGCGUCGGAACAUUUGGCAUGGCCCCAGAUGUUACAAUCGAUGGCAUGACGGACGUUACAUUCCCCUACGUCCCCGUCCAUGUGGAGUACGUUCUUACCGAAAUUCUCAAGAAUGCUUUCCGCGCGACAGUGGAAAACCACCAACGAAAGUAUGGAAUUCAUUCCACCGGCCCACUCCCUCAAGUCCAAAUCACUAUUGCGUAUGCCACACUGCCGCCAGUACCACCGUCCGUGGAAACGUCAUUUAGCGACAAUGAGGCCUCAACAGCUGUCAGCACCCGCAAGCCGCCGUCUUACCUCUCCAUCCGUGUUCGAGACCAAGGCGGAGGAGUGGACCCAAAGGACCUGCAACGUAUAUUCUCCUAUGCGUUUACCACUGCUCGUGGUGUUUCAAAUACAGAAGAUUCGGAUCUUGAAGGCGGCCCAUACGCGAUGCAAGCUGUUGGGGGUCUUGCAGGCAUCGCGGAUACAGGAAGCAUGGACACGGACGGCGGUGACGCCGGAGGACUAUUCGGGGAGAUUGUUGGUAAGGGAUUACAAACCGGGCUGGGGACAAUAGCCGGCCUUGGCUAUGGGCUGCCAAUGGCUCGUCUUUAUGCUAGUUAUUUCGGAGGCAGUCUCGAGUUAAUAUCCAUGCAUGGGCAUGGGACGGAUGUCUUUAUCAAAUUUCGCUGUCUCGACGAGAAUACGAACAUCGAGGUAUAA
This is a messenger RNA of Serendipita indica DSM 11827, 1392 nucleotides long. NCBI's taxonomy places the organism in Eukaryota, Fungi, Basidiomycota, Agaricomycetes, Sebacinales, Serendipitaceae. The record is from the annotation of a GenBank genome assembly.